This is a messenger RNA of Rhagoletis zephyria (snowberry fruit fly), 1768 nucleotides long. It is a transcript of the gene tank, whose product is annotated as EI24 domain-containing protein tank. Gene Ontology annotation, cellular component: endoplasmic reticulum. Gene Ontology annotation, biological process: macroautophagy. NCBI's taxonomy places the organism in Eukaryota, Metazoa, Arthropoda, Insecta, Diptera, Tephritidae. The record is from RefSeq and is a predicted model, not a curated record.
AAACAAAAACAGCUGUCAUUUUAUUUUCCUUCGUCAAGUGAACUCGUACUCCAAUAUUAGAACAAAUUUCGCUGAAACAUUUAUUUGCUGCAUAAACGAAGAAAUAUUUAUAAAUUUUACUCGAUGCGCACGAGUCAGUACAUUAUUUUAAAUGCGAAAAUAAUUAAAAAGUGAGAAUCACAAGGAUUCGGCUGGAAGUUGACAUCGGUGUUGGCGUUGGUGUUAAGCUAAUCAAAGAUGGAAGCGAUAAAGAAUAUUUCGCUGGGUAUAAUAUACGGCCUGUGGGAUAGCAUCAAAGGAAUGACACUACUACUACACAUCGAUGCUGAAAUACACAAAAUAAAUGCGGAAAAAGAGGCUGAAAAGCAGCGUCGCAUUAAAGAACGGGAACGUCGCCAUCAUCGCACUCCAUCACCAACACCUUCGUCAGCUGCGGCAAUGGCUAGAGAGGAGUUGAAAGAACUGUUGCAAAUCAGUGAACAAGAGAAACCGGACGAACGCAGUUUAAAUAGUAUGCUAAAGCGUACGAAAAAGAGUCAAUCGCAUGAACCAAAACCGGAGAAGAAAAUUGCUAAACAGGUCUUGAAAUGUUGUCUCCUAAAUGGCGGUUUCACAUGGCUGAGUAUCAUAUUGUUUGAACAAUUGCUGUUGCCAGCGCUAAGAUUUGUUUUGAGUUUAUUUUAUGGGAAUCAUACGUCUGAGCUGAAUAUGGUAUGGGGUUGGGUACAACCUAUACUAUCGAUUAUUUUCGGCAUGAUGUGGGUGUUGCCAAUUUUUCUGCUAAGUAAAAUUGUCAGCUCACUAUGGUUUGCGGAUAUUGCAAAUGCUGCUUAUCGGGUGCGCAAAGGUCAACCGCAGUUGAUACCCAACAUCAGCAAGUUAAUCGCCGAUUUUUUGUUCAAUUUGCUGGUGCAAGCACUAUUUCUGGUACAAAGCAUGCUGGUGAACUUAUUACCCGUACCCUAUUUAGGCGAAGCAUUAUGUUUUCUACAUUUAUGCCUGCUCUAUUCAUUAUACUCGUUCGAGUACAAAUGGUUCAACAUGGGCUGGGAGUUGCAUCGUCGCUUGAGUUAUAUUGAGAAUAACUGGCCAUACUUUUUGGGUUUCGGCAUACCCCUAACCGUACUAACCAACAUGACGAACUCCGUUAUUGUAAGCAGCUGCAUAUUUUCUAUAUUUUUUCCACUUUUCAUCCUAAGUGGCAAUGAGGCUAUUCCGAUCGUCGACACCACUAAUUUUCCUCUGCGCCUCUUCUCGCCCGUUAUUUUCACAUCGAAUUUAUUGUUUACUCGGGGGCGUCCUGCAAAGCUGACUGCAGCCAAGUUAGCUCAGCAGAAGAAACAAUUGCUUCAACAACAAGAAAAGCAACUUCAACAGCAUAUGUUGUUACAGCAACGGAUUGAAGAGGAAUACCUAGGACGUAGUCGUAGCCGUCAAGAAGAACUCGAAACAACCGAGGAUUUGGGCCUGCAACGCCGACAAUCUUCGCGGUUCUCAAACUCUCCGUCGCCAACGCGUGGACCAUACCGCUACCAACAGCCGCCAUCGCAACCGCGAAUACCUUCAACAACGCGUAAUGCAAACGUUUUCCCGGAUCGUAACCGAUUCAUAGGGGGUGGUCCCCCUAGUGUACCAUCAUCUGCCAGUUCGUCAGCACACUCGGUACAAACGGUUCGUCGCAGGUAGUCGAACAAUUUUUUCGAAACAAAUUUAAUAUUUGUGCAGCUGUUGACCACAAAACGUAAACGACCUAUCAUAUCGACUGCUG